UUUUUAAAAAAUAUUAACAAUAGAAAUCUAAUUUAUAAAUAGGAUAAUCAAUAUCAAAACACAAAACUCUAUAUAUUUUAAAAUCAUUUUUGGAUGAAAAAUAAGCGCGCUUAGCAAGCAUCUUCAAAAGAUUAUGAGUUAGUUGUGAAUCUUCUUUAAAAAAAGGAGAAGUCAUAAAGAGAUUUAGAGACAAUAUACAAUAAGAUAAGCUUGCUGAAUGGUUUUAAUCUAUUUAUUUAGAAUUAUUUUUAUGGUUCAGAUAUUUCUGAGCAGAUUAAGAUUUGUGGUGAGUUAGUUUAUGAAAAAAAAAAUAAGGGAGAUGUUAUUUUCUAUCAAGAUGAACCAUCUAACAACAAAUUAUAUAUCAUUCUAAAAGGAAGUUGCAUGCUCUUUCUAUUAAAAGAUUUAGAUUUUUAAGAAGAAGAGGACGAGUAAUCCACUGUAAAUGCAUAAAAUUAGGAUUAGCAGGCAGAAAAUCAAGUAAUAUAAAAUCAAUUAUAAAACAUACCAUCAACAAUGGUUGAUCGUAUCAAAUAGAUAGGACACAAAUUCAAAAAAUAAAUAUCAUUUGACUUUGAUUAACAUAACCUUACACAAAGAGAAAUCAAUGAUUUAAAGAAGCGUUAUGGUAAAACUACGAGACUUCUUCAAGCAGGAAGUAUUUUUGGAGAGAGAGCCCUCUUUACUAAUCAAGCAAGAACUGCAACAAUUUUAGCAGAUUCCCAUCCCACUGAAAUGGUCAUUUUGGAUAGAGAUAAAUUUCUUCCAGCUCUAGAAGAAUUAAAAAAAACUCUAUAGCUCCGAAGAGACAUACUUUUUUAAAUAUUUAAAGAUAUGGAUAACUACUCAAGUGCAAGAUUAGAAAAUAUGCUCUAUUCUUUCUCCGUACUUAGUUUUAACAGAGGUCAUUAUAUUACUGAAUAAAACUAGCAAGAUGAUAAAUUUUACAUUAUUGCUGAGGGAGAGGCUUAAAUAUUGAAAAAAAUACCCAUUCAAGUUAGUGAAUCUCACUAAGAAGAAAGAGUAGCAAAACUGACAAUAAUUGGUCCUGGUGUUAUGGUGGGAGAUGAGAUUAUGCUCAAGGGAGAGUAAAAAUAUUUAUACACUACUGAAGUUAUAUCGAUUAAAGCCUAAGUUUUAGUAGCAGAUAAAAAGAUAAUAGAUAGAAAGUUUCCAAGAGAUUUGAAAGAUUACUUGAAGAAGGUUACAAUAAACAAAGAAAAGGGUAGAUAAAUUCUUUUGGAGCAUAAGGAAGAAGAAAUCAGGUAAGAGUUACUGCAGUAAAUGAAAAAGGAGACAUCAAAAAAGCUGUUAAAUACACAAUACAAACAUAGGAGCGAAGAAGAAGCUUAAGAGGUAUUAAAGAAAAUGAAAGAUGCAAUAAGUCAUAGAUAACAUUUUACAGAAACUCUACCACAAAAUUAGAACUAAAGCAUAGAUGAAUAAGCUUCUUCUCAGAGAGAUAUAUUGAGAGGUAAUGUUCCCCUAUUUACAAAAUCUAAUUAGUAAUAGUAAUUGCAACAAGAUAAGAUUUAAAGUUCUCUUCUCCUACCUUCAAUUACAGAAAAAAACCCUUAAAAUAUCAAAGAAGAAAAUAUUACAAGCUCUUCAUCUCUAAGACUAAUUAAUAUGGCACCAGGCCAAUAAAAUAAUAUUUUUGAUGUCAAAAGCCAAGUUUUUGAUUUUGGAGAUGGAAAAAAUAUAUAAAACGCCUAAAGAAUAGAAAAGAUACUGAAUGCCAAAAACAAAAAAAAGAAAGAUGGACACUUUAGUGGGAAUAAUGCUACAGUAUAGUAACAAUUAGAAAAAAAUGCUCUUAAAUAAGUUUAAUAAGACAAUGCCUUACUCAGUAAUAUUGUCACUGACAUGCAAAAUAUACAUUCUUUUGCCAAUCAAAAGCAGAAAGUAGGAAAAAAGUUGGAUUCUUAACAUCUUAGUAAUAUGUCAGAUACUGAUAAGUUGAGCAUUCUUCUUCUUUCAGAUUAAAGAGGUUCUUAUAGCACCAAGCACCUAAGGCAUAUAUCAAGCGAGUACUAAACUGGGUUUUAAGGAUAUCAUAAUAACUCAACCAGUCUUAUCUAAAGCAUUGGUGAAAUCUAAUUAGGAAAAGGAACGACUUAGUUACCUUAGCUAAAAAGCAAUGAUUAGCUUAAAUUAAAAGAACAAAAACAUCUAAAACUAGAAUUAAUAUAAGAAAAUUUACCUUUAGGCAUAAUUCAUUCUUCUAAAAAUACUAAAAAUAAGUAGCUAGGCGAUGAAUAAUCUAACAAAGUACUUUUAAAGAAACCAAUGAAAGUGGUGGUGAAUAAUCAUAUUUAAAAAUCUAAUUCUUAGCAGUUCUUAGAAGCAUAAGUUUUGGGCACUCUUCAUCUUUCUCCAACAAGGAUAUAAAAAUUUUAGCUAGAAACAAUUCAAAAAUAACAAAAAUAUAAGAAAAAUAAUAAAUAUGGUAAUAAUGUGUAAACUGUUUCAAGUGAAUUUGAUUAGAAAAAUUAAAUAAAUAAACACAAUAUUAAUUCAUCUUUGCAAAAUCUAACAAUAGACGAUGACAUCAAUUCAACUAAUGAAAUUCAAGCAUCAAUUACAGCCAUUCGUCAAAGUGAUUCUUAAAAUAAAUAAACAUCAAAUAAUUCCAUUCUUGUUUUAAAAAAGAAUGAAAAUUUAUGUAUGGUAAAUGAUAAAAGCUCUCUUGUGUAGGAAAGCUUGAACUAAAAAAUAAAAUAAUUGGAUAACAAAAGUCCAUCAGAUAAUAUUGUUAAAAAUGAAUCAGAAGCACUAAACUCUUCCUAAAUUAAUAAUAAGUUAGGAUAUUAGGAAAUACAGUAGAUAAAUACGCCUAUCAGAAGAGAGAUAAAAAGCAACGAUGCAGGAGAUACUACAACUUGUCUGAAUUCAGACAACUCUAGUCAAAAUAAAAUCAAUUUUCAAGCUAUGAGUAGACAUGCUAGUUCAUUCUUCCCUAUAACAGUAACUAAGCCAAAUAAAGUAUUAAAUCAUGGAAGUAAAACAUUAUCCAUGAAAAAAAUUGUUUCAUAAAAAAGUGACUUAUAUUCUAGUUCAAUAUUUAAGAAUCCUAUCAACCAGCAACAAAACUUUUAAUAAAAUAACUUAUAAAAAGAUCUUAGCAUCAAUAUUUUUGAAAAAGUAAACAGUAAUAAAUUAGAUGAGUAUUUUAGCAUAAUUGGCUAUAAUAAAGCUUUUAAACAACAAAAAUAAAAAAAUUAAAAUAGCAACAAAAAUGCUUUAUCUUGA
Tetrahymena thermophila SB210 is the source of this 3252-nucleotide messenger RNA. Its product is annotated as cyclic nucleotide-binding domain protein. Lineage: Eukaryota; Ciliophora; Oligohymenophorea; Hymenostomatida; Tetrahymenidae. The transcript is spliced from 7 exons. The record is from RefSeq and is a predicted model, not a curated record.